UGUCCUCGGAGUACUCCUUGUAACGCAUCUGAACAGCACACAGCGCAAUCCUAACAAUUUGGUGACCCCGACGUGAUACUCUCAAUCAGGUAAGACAUGUUUGAUUGACUACCUGGUUGGAAGUAGCUCCGUAGUGCCCUAAGGAGGGCUUUGUUUUCCCUGGUUCGAGUCCAGGAAGAGCGCGCUAUAGAAAUUUGUGUAGCGCCCUAAGGAGGGCUUGGUUUUCCCUGGUUCGAGUCCAGGAAGAGCGCGCUAUAGAAAUUUAGAUAAAUAUCUGCUGUUUGUUUCUGUUCAGAUCCGUUUGCUUUACUGUACGAUGGGGGGCUCGUAUCCUAAACCUGAGGUCACAGACACCCCGGCGGAAUGGAUGAAUAAGUGCGGUUUAGGCUAUUACGUUACGCCGUGGCUGGACAAUUUGGCUGGGUGGACGGAGGCAAAUCCUCAGAUUCCAUAGUAUCCCCGUGAUGGGACGUUUAAUCCAGGUUUCCUUGCUUCAGCGCACCGUAUGAUUUAUGAAAGCUUAGGCGAUCCGGAUUGGGACCGCCCUUAUAUGCGCGCAGGGUAUGAUAAAUGGUUUGACAUGAAGAAGGUAUGGGAUAAAUCAAAGGGUGUUUACACCCCGAGACCUGUUUUAAAGGCUAUUCCAAAACCAAAACUUUCUCAGUCAACCUCCCAUGUAAAAGCGAGGGAGGAAUAGUUACGUCCCACUCAUUCCUCAUCUCACAUACAUGUCCAGUAAAUUUGUUAGCACAUGAUUUAAUGUGCAAAUUAGAAGUAAAUCUCACAUCCACUCCAGAUGGACUAACUAUUGAAGUAAGUGAAAUGUGCGGUGUGCAGUAUGGGUUUGGAAGCCCUCUGUAUGUGUAUGUCUGGCAGCUCUGUUCAGAUCAGCUCGCACAUUUGAACACCUCAUCAGUUGACACAGAUUAUAUGAUGAGGAGCGUUUGCUCGAAAUAGUCGAUGUGUUGCAACCUAGAAAUGACGUCGCUGUGAAUAUAAAGGAAGAAAUAGCUCCGGCUCAGGAAGGUGGCCGUCCGCGUCAGCGCACCGUGUCGAUAUUUUUUUUUGGAGGGACACACCGAAUGCUUUGCAGCUCCUGCGUGAGCAGUUAACUAGGUAUUUCUCCGCCUGAUGUUUUUGCCCUAUCCAGUUCUGUGCUGCCACAUAACAUUCUGAACGCUGCUUGUACGUCCCAAGCUCUUUCCCCCGUUCUCUCUGCUCUUCCUAACACCCUGUGGGCGGAUCAUAAGGACGAUGUGGGCUCUGUGAGCUGCUCUCCGUAUGAAGCUGUUAUUAAACACUCUACACCUGUUUAUGUUAAACAAUACCCUCUGUCUCCUAGUAAGCUCAAUGGUAUUGACAAUAUUCUACAAUCUCUUUUGCAGCAAGGUGUCGUGGUUCCUUGUGUCAGCCCGUAUAACACCCCAGUGAACCCGGUCCCAAAACCGGAUGGCACAUGGCGCCUCACUCAAGACCUACGUAAAAUAAAUGAACUCAUCGUUCCCGUGGCUCCAGUGGUCCCUGACGUUCUUUCUCUUAUGUCUUCUAUUCCGUGUGACCAUGCUUAUUUCUCUGUGAUUGAUUUGUGCUCUGCCUUUUACAGUGUUCCUGUGGGCCAUGAGACUCAGCCCCUGUUUGCUUUCACACACAGGGGAAGACAAUACACGUGGACGCGGUUGCCACAGGGUUUCAUUGACUCACCGGCGGUCUUCACUGCCGUAUUGCGGGACGCGCUGGCUGAUCUCUGUCUUCCCCGGGGCUCCACGGUGCUCCAGUACGCGGAUGAUCUCCUGGUAACGGCGGAGGAUCAAGACGCUUGUGCUGCCGCCACAUUGUCUCUCCUCACACUCCUGGCGCAGAAGGGUUUCAAGGUCUCCCGCACGAAGUUGCAGUUUUGCCUCACAACUGUUCGCUACUUGGGACAUGACCUCUCUCAGGGUUCCAGGAGGCUUAGCCCGGAACGCGUUCAAGUCAUUAUGGACACUCAGGUACCUGCAACCAAGCACGCUCUCAUGGCAUUUCUGGGCCUCAUCAAUUACUGUCGUCAAUGGAUCCCUGACUGUUCAAUCUAUGACAAGUGUUUGCGUUCAGCUAUAAGUCACUCAGAUCCUUUGACUCAGCCCCUGGUCUGGACUGAGGACAGGCUAACGGCCUUCAAGGCUCUGAAGCAAGCUUUGUGCUCCGCCCCUGCUCUCGGGCUGCCGAACUAUCGUUUGCCGUUUCACCUGUAUGUGUGCAAUCAGAGGGGGACCGCCUCUGGGGUGCUGGCUCAGGAGCACGGGGGGGGGGCAUGCGACCUUGCGCGUUUCUGUCUAAAACUCUUGACGCUGUGGCACAAGGGCUUCCUGGCUGUCUUAGGGCUGUUGCUGCGUGUGCUCUCAUGGUCACGGACGCUGAAAAACUUGUUUUGUUGCAUCCGCUCAUUUUACACACUUCACAUGACGUCGUGUACAUUCUGCGGAAUCUUAGCACUCAGCAUUUGUCUGCUCAGCGUCGCUCUGGCUAUGAGUUUAUUCUUUUGGCCACAGAGCAUCUCACUGUUAAGCCCUCCUCGUCGUUUGAUUCUGUCGCCCACGCUCUUCAGCGUCUUCUUAACUCACAGGAUGACGAUGUUGCGUUUGACUCACAUGACUGUCUUUCUAAUAUCGUUUUUGAGACUAGCAUCCGCCCAGACUUACACUCCACCCCUCUUUCCACAGGCGAUUCUCUUUUUGUAGAUGGUUCCUGUUCCCGCCCUGCGGAUGGUGUGUUCCUGUGUGGUUACUCUGUUUGUCGCCUCCCUGAUGAAAUUGUUGAAGCUCAUUCUUUGCCUUUUUCUUCUGCUCAGGCUGCGGAGCUCUAUGCUUUGACUCGUGCGUGUAUUUUGGCUCAAGACACAGACGUUACUAUUUACACCGACUCACGCUACGCUUUCGGCGUGGCGCACGACUUCGGCCGCAUUUGGGCGUCUCGGGGGUUUACGACAGCCGACGACUUUUGUGUUUCAGAAAGUUGCUGUGACAAUAGCUGACGGCCUUUUCAGGGAUCCCCUUCCAGCAUCUGGAGCAAUCCAGUUUCGGCUGAUCUACAAAGAGGGGAUGGUUGGUGAGUCUUGCAAAGUUCUGGGCUGAAGAGUCUGAAAAGCACGGGAGCCUGUGACAUUUUUCGCCGUCUGCACCCUGUGAGCAUUAGAGAACAAAGUCAGUGACCAGUAUGACUUUCUUCAUCAUCGUGCUGAUCUCAACGCUUGGGGCAGGGUUACCCGCACAAGCAAUACACCGGGACCCAAGGGAUAACGAGUUUUAGAAAUAUGUAAACUUCACUGUAAAAACAUCAAUGAAUAUGAGUAAACCCUGUUAUGUGUGUUCUUUGUUACCCCAUGACAGCAGCGCUCCUUUUCCGGUCCGAAUAGCCCCGUCUAACUACUCUAAGGUUAAUAUGACAUGGCUCAGCCUGUGGCCCGUUUCUUUUCCGUUGUUGCAUGGAUCGUAUAUAUAAUAUGAUGAUCUCACACACAGGUUAUGUCCCUGUGUCGGCCAAGACUGGGGUGUGAAUAAUACUCUGGGCUUGCGUCAGAGUAUUAAAGAGGGGAUUGUAAGAAUAUAAUCCUGAAUACUCCUAAACCUACUCUUGUAAAUGCGCGGCCCAAGGGUGACUGUCGUUUAGUGUAGCAGUUUAGGGUUUACUUUAGGCCAGCUACAAUACAGUACGUGCUGCUCUGUACAUUUUGCAUUUCCACAUGUUCUGUUCCCGUUUCAUAUCCUGAUUUUGUCUAUGUUUUUGUGUGAAACAUCCUGUUGAACUGUGCAUAACUCUUGUGUGACCUUGAUACUGAGUGUGCAAAGCACAUUCCGUAAUUUUCCACUGCUGAUACUCCCUACGCAGAGUGUAUAUAAA
Molecule: messenger RNA, 3876 nt
Organism: Neoarius graeffei (lesser salmon catfish)
Lineage: Eukaryota; Metazoa; Chordata; Actinopteri; Siluriformes; Ariidae
Exons: 2
Coding region: 2291-3010 (239 amino acids)
Molecular function (GO): RNA-DNA hybrid ribonuclease activity; nucleic acid binding
Source: RefSeq, a predicted model, not a curated record